This is a messenger RNA of Aspergillus welwitschiae, 643 nucleotides long. RefSeq lists its product as uncharacterized. The coding region runs from base 71 to 295 and encodes 74 amino acids. NCBI's taxonomy places the organism in Eukaryota, Fungi, Ascomycota, Eurotiomycetes, Eurotiales, Aspergillaceae. The transcript has a single exon. The record is from RefSeq and is a predicted model, not a curated record.
GGGGCAUUUUGCUCUAGGGCCCGGCGAUCAUGUGCCUUCCGGUCUCCGGGUCUCCCAGGCACCGAAUUUUAUGUCCGCCACUGCAGUCCUUGGGUUAAUUGCUUCCAGAGUACGGUCUGUUAAUCUUAUCCUCAAGCUUAAACUCUCCUGCACAUCAAUGGAGUUUCUCAGGCACGUUGAGAGGGGGUGUGCCCCAGAUGUGCGGUUUCAAAUUAGAUUGGGAUGUAUCGAUUUGGCCACUAAUAGUCGGCAGUUCACUGGUUCCGUCAAACAUGUUCGACCUUAUGGGGACUAAUCACAGACCACCUCACUUCCUUCACAUGCUUGGUCUGCCUCUCGCUUAGACACAUACAUUCAUCAGCCUCAGUACAGACAUAACCGAACAACUUGGAUAGAAAGCAGUAUUCCGUGCUCUGAUAGUCUAUUGCGGGGAUGGUGAAUUAUUUCGUCUCAAUUCUGAGCUUUGACGGGCGCAAGCUUCAAUGGUAAAUUGAAACAGUAAAUUCAGGGUCUUCAGGGCACUUGCCACAACCUUCUGAAACCCGAUCGAUCCAGAUUUCCGAUGUAUGUAAUGUGCAUGGUUUUAGAUCUCUGCUACAAGGAUAUUUAGAUUCAAGGUAAAACUGGUCUGACGCAUUCCAUU